AUGGGGUUGUUCUAUUCGAGCGGAUGUCUGGCGGCAGGGGUCUCGGGCUCGUUGGCCUACGCCUUCACCCGCCUCGACGGCGCCCUCGGACUCCCCGGAUGGGCGUUCAUCGAUCAUUCUAACCUGCUCAAUCUUUCUUUUCUGGAAAUCAAAACAAACUCUGGGCAUCGAAAGAUCGAGGGGAGCUUGACCAUCGUCGCUGGCACGGUGGGCUUUCUGUGGUUUCCUUCAUCGCCUGAAGACGCCCAUUUUCUGACGGCUGACGAGAAACGGGCUGUCUCUGAGCGACUGGAGAAGGAUCGUAGUCCGGUCACCGACGCCGGGUUGUUGGAUGCCAAGCCGUUCAGGUCGUCCGGCUUCCAGAUCUGGAAGGCCAUCCGCAGUCCACACGUAGUCUUGUGUUGUCUGGCGUUCUUCUUCGCUGGAACUAAUCUCGCCAGUAUCAUCCACUUCCAGUCAAGCAUAUUGAAUUCACUUGGACAUGGGCCAUCGGUCGCACAGACGUUAUCGAUUCCACCCUACACGCUAGGGGUGGUGACGGUCCUACUUACGUCGUAUCUAUCGGACCGACACCGAUCCCGAGCGAUGGCCUCGGUGGUCUCAGGGGGGGUCUCAGCGGUAGGCUAUUCGAUCCUCUAUGUCUCCGAGGAGGGCAGUCUGAAGUACGGCGCCCUGUUCCUGAUCGUCAUGGGCGCCUACGCCACGAUCCCCUGUCUGGCGGCCUGGAUGAGCAGCAAUAGCGAACCCUAUGCGCGCAAGGCUACUAGCUUGGCUCUCGGACCAAUCGCCGCAAAUCUGGGCGCAUUGAUCAGCUCUCUGCUGUUCCCAAAUACCGACCAGCCCAAUUUUUCGGUUGCAGUCAUGGUCAAUAUCGUCUUCGCGAUGCUGAUCAUCGUGAGCUGUCUGGCGAAUCUGGGCUACUUGACAUACGUCGAGGCGGUGAAGAUCCAUCGCCGAGACGAGGUCCUGCAACACUAUGCCCUGAACGACCAGGCCGUCGACCCCAGCGUCCAAGAGCUGCUCUACCUCAACGGCUGGGAAUAUCUCGGCGACAGACACCCCGACUUCAAAUACUCCUUCUAG
This is a messenger RNA of Puccinia graminis f. sp. tritici CRL 75-36-700-3, 1083 nucleotides long. RefSeq lists its product as uncharacterized. The transcript is spliced from 8 exons. NCBI's taxonomy places the organism in Eukaryota, Fungi, Basidiomycota, Pucciniomycetes, Pucciniales, Pucciniaceae. Bases 1 to 1083 code for a protein of 360 amino acids. Gene Ontology annotation, molecular function: transmembrane transporter activity. Gene Ontology annotation, cellular component: membrane. The record is from RefSeq and is a predicted model, not a curated record. Gene Ontology annotation, biological process: transmembrane transport.